This is a messenger RNA of Galeopterus variegatus (Sunda flying lemur), 4133 nucleotides long. It is a transcript of the gene PLEKHG3, whose product is annotated as pleckstrin homology domain containing, family G (with RhoGef domain) member 3. The record is from RefSeq and is a predicted model, not a curated record. Gene Ontology annotation, molecular function: guanyl-nucleotide exchange factor activity. The transcript is spliced from 14 exons. Bases 95 to 3622 code for a protein of 1175 amino acids. Lineage: Eukaryota; Metazoa; Chordata; Mammalia; Dermoptera; Cynocephalidae.
CUGGGCAGCCCCGCGCGCCGUGCGUGUCCGGAACCCGCGGGGCGGCGACCGCUCGAAUCUCCCCGGGGUGCCCACCCCCGGCAGCAAUGCCAGGAUGCCCAUCUCCACCUCCCUCCGCCAGGAUGGCAGCCAGGAGCGGCCGGUGAGCCUGACCUCCACCACCUCCUCGUCGGGCUCCUCCUGUGACAGCCGCAGUGCCAUGGAGACCAAUGGCUCCGAGGCUUCCGCCAAGAAUGGGGCCAGCUCCCCACGAGGCCGGCAUGCCCCCAACAGCAACAACAACUCCAGUGGCUGGCUGAACAUGAAGGGGUCCCUAUCCCCAUUCAGCAGCCGGGUGGCAGCAGGGCCCGCACAUAAGCUCAGCUACCUGGGCCGGGUGGUGCGGGAGAUCGUGGAGACUGAGCGCAUGUACGUGCAGGACCUGCGCAGCAUCGUCGAGGACUACCUCUUGAAGAUCAUCGAUACACCUGGGCUGCUGAAGCCAGAGCAAGUCAGUGCCCUCUUCGGGAACAUAGAAAACAUCUAUGCACUGAACAGCCAGCUACUCAGAGACCUGGACAGCUGCAAUAAUGACCCUGUGGCUGUGGCCAGCUGCUUUGUGGAAAGGAGCCAAGAAUUUGAUAUCUACACCCAGUAUUGCAACAACUACCCCAACUCAGUGGCUGCCCUGACAGAGUGUAUGCAGGACAAGCAACAGGCCAAGUUCUUCCGGGACCGGCAGGAGCUGCUGCAGCACUCACUGCCCUUGGGCUCCUACCUGCUGAAGCCAGUCCAGCGCAUCCUCAAGUACCACCUGCUGCUCCAGGAAAUUGCCAAACACUUUGAUGAAGAAGAGGAUGGCUUCGAGGUGGUGGAGGAUGCCAUUGACACCAUGACCUGUGUGGCCUGGUACAUUAAUGACAUGAAGAGGCGGCAUGAGCAUGCGGUCCGGCUCCAGGUGCUCUGGGCUGAAGAUCCCAAUCGGUACCGCUACAGCCCAGAGCGGCUAAAGAAGGCUUGGACCUCUCAGGACGAGGUGUCUGCCCAUGUGCGCCAGGGGCGCCGGCAAUCUGAGCCAUCCAGACACUUGCUUAAGCAACUAAAUGAAAAAGCCAGAGCAACAGGAAUGAAGCAUGCAGGCAGCACUGGCACCCUGCUGGACUUUAGGCAGCACCCCCGUACCCGGGGCCCGCAGCCAGAAGCUGAAGGGGCUUCCCAGGAGGAGCAAGAGGAAGAGGAGGAGGUGGUGGAGGAGGAAGAGCAGGCCUUUCAGGUCUCUCUGGAGGACCUGGCAGGGCAUGAAGGCAGCGAGAAGGGGGCCAGGCUGGAGUCCCCAGGCUCGGAGGAGGAGGAGGAGAGCCUGGCAGUGGCGGAGCAGGGGAAGGGGCGCACAGAGUCUGAAGGCCCCAAGAGCUGCAGAAGUCCCAGCAGCCGGUCUCCAACCAGUGCUGAGAAGCGCUUGAGCUUCGAGUCUAUCUCUUCUGUGCCAGAGGUUGAGGCAGACCCUGAGCUGGGGACUGAGCAGGAAGUAUUCGCUGCUGUGGAAGGUCCUAGCACCGAGGAGAUGCCUUCAGACACAAAGUCUCCAAAAGUCUUGGAAACACAGAUGGAUGCCCACCAGGGGCUGCUGGGGAUGGACCACCCAGGUGAGAUGGUGGACUUUGUGGUGGCUGAGAGCACUGAGGACCUUAAGGCCCUGAGCAGUGAGGAGGAAGAGGAAAUGGGGGCUGUCCCGGAGCCUGAGAGCCUCCUGCCCCCCUCUGUGCUGGACCAGGCCAGCGUCAUUGCUGAACGGUUCGUCAGCAGCUUCUCUCGGCGGAGCAGCUUGGCACUGGAGGAUGGCAAGUCCGGUGGCUUUGGGACCCCGCUGCGGGUCAGUCGGAGUAGUAGUGUGCUCAGCCUGGAGGGCAGUGAGAAAGGCCCAGCCUGGCCCGGCAGCACCACAGACUCCCUCAGCAUUCAGCUCCCCCCAGAAGUGGACAUCAGCAUGGGGGUGGCCACAGAGAGUGGCCCUUCUGUUAAUGGGACAGAGCCCCCAAGCCCAGGCUGCCUGGUGGAGCCCAACAGGUCUUCCUGCAAGAAGAAGGAAUCUCUGCUCUCCACCCGAGACCGGCAGUUACUGGACAAAAUUAAGAGCUACUAUGAAAACGCAGAACACCAUGAUGCAGGCUUUAGUGUCCGGCGCCGGGAGAGCCUCUCCUACAUCCCCAAGGGACUGGUGAGAAACUCGGUCUCCAGGUUCAACAGCCUGCCCAGGCCAGACCCGGAGCCGAAGGCUCCAGUGGAGCACAAGAGACAGGUGGGCUCCCGGCCAGCUUCGUGGGCCCUGUUUGACCUCCCAGGACCACGCCAGGCAGACCCAGGGGACCCAGCUCCCAUCACAGAUGCUGAGUUCCGCCCUUCUUCGGAAAUUGUGAAGAUCUGGGAGGGAAUGGAGUCUUCUGGGGGAAGCCCUCGGAAGGGGCCAGGUCAAGGCCAGGCCAAUGGCUUUGACCUGCAUGAGCCACUCUUCAUCCUGGAGGAUCACGAGCUGGGGGCCAUCACAGAGGAGUCGGCCACCGCCUCCCCAGAAAGCGCCUCCCCCACCGAGCGGCCCAGCCCAGCCCACCUGGCCCGGGAGCUGAAAGAGCUGGUAAAGGAGCUGAGCAGCGGUGCCCAGGGGGAGCUGGUGGCCCCGCUGCACCCCCGCAUCGUGCAGCUCUCCCACGUGAUGGACAGCCAUGUGAGUGAGCGCGUCAAGAACAGGGUCUACCAGCUGGCCCGCCAAUACAGCCUCCGCAUCAAGAGCAACAAGUCGGGGAUGGCCAGGCCACCACUGCAGUGGGAAAAGGAGGCUCCCGAGAGGGACCGGAAGAGCCUUACCACUCCCUGCCUACAGGAGGCUGGAGAGCCACCAAGUGGCAAAGGCAGGAGAAAGCCAGUGCUGUCCCUCCUCACCUAUGAGCAGCUGAUGGUCCAGGAGCACAGCCCCCAUAAGCUCUCCUCAGCUGGGGACAUCUCGCCACGGCGUUUCUCCUUUAGCCCUUCUGCUACCAGCCCGAGGACCACCUCGCCUGGGGCCCGGUCCCGCACCCGAAGUCCGCUCAGCCCCCUUGACACUGAGACCUUCAACUGGCCUGACGUCCGGGAGCUCUGCUCCAAGUACGCCUCCCAGGAUGAGGUGCUGCCGGCCAAGGCCAGCCGGCCCCGUGGCCCACCUGUCAAUCGGAGCCGCUCGGUGCCUGAGAACAUGGUGGAGCCUCCUCUUUCAGGCAGGGUGAGCCGCUGCUGCAGCCUGAGCACCAAAAGGGGCCAGGGAGGCAGAGAGGCUGCACAGCCCCAGCCUCCCGGGUCGCUGCCCCAAAGCGGGCUGGUCGGAGGCGAGACCCUGUAUGUCACUGCAGACCUCACCCUGGAGGAUGACCGGCGGGUGAUCAUCAUGGAGAAGAGGCCUCUGCCAGGCCCCACAGUGGGGCUGGAGGAGAAGGGCAGUGGGCAGGGACCAGGCUUGCAGGAGGCCCUGGCUGGGCAAAGCCAAGAUUCCCAGGAGUCUUCAGAAUUUCGGCUGAAGGAAGAGGGUCCCAAGGACCCAGCAGACCUGAGCCAGCAGGGCAGAGUGAGAAACCUGAGGGACAGGUUCCAGACCUUGAACUCUAUAGGUUGACUCUGCCUCCUGGGGGAAGGAUGAGCCAUGUUGGGGGAUGAGGAGGAGCCCGGCCUAGCUCCCCAAAACUUGGGCUCAUGUGACCCUUUGCCCGAGGCCCUCAGGAAGGCCACUCCCACUCUCCUGGAAGAAUGCUCCACUGUGCAGGUGGACUCACCUGCCUGUGUCAUGUGCUGGCACUCCCCUGGGGCUUGUGACAAUUUUAUGUAGGCCCAGAUGAGCCCCUCUUCUCCUCUGAGGCCAGUGUGGCCACUUUCCUUGUAAAUAGUUCUUUUCUGGUAAGAAGCCAAAUAUUUAAGCUCACCUCUUCCCAGGGGGAGCAAGCACUGCUCAGGCCUCCAGCACUGGGUGGCCACUGCCAGACUGAGUGGCCCACCCCAGGAGACGCGUGGAGUGGCCUGGGGAGGCUUUGCUCUUGAACUGUGCCUUUUCUUAGGCUCCAGGCAGGAAUAAGGCUGAUAAUUUAUUGCUUUCCAUUCUGUGGUGUGUGUGUGUGUGUGUGUGUGUGUGU